AUGCCACAACCUGCCGCAGCACAAGAAAGCCGAUCGAAACCGUACGACCACCGGGAGACCCGGGGGAGCCUGGGGGAGGAUGGUGGUGUACGAGGAUGGUGGUGUACGAGGAUGGAGUACAAUGUACAUGUAUACCGUAUGCUGUAUAGAGUACCCUAG
Messenger RNA from Plenodomus lingam JN3, 159 nucleotides. The record is from RefSeq and is a predicted model, not a curated record. Lineage: Eukaryota; Fungi; Ascomycota; Dothideomycetes; Pleosporales; Leptosphaeriaceae.